Molecule: messenger RNA, 1528 nt
Organism: Cicer arietinum (chickpea)
Lineage: Eukaryota; Viridiplantae; Streptophyta; Magnoliopsida; Fabales; Fabaceae
Product: non-structural maintenance of chromosomes element 4 homolog A-like
Biological process (GO): DNA repair
Cellular component (GO): Smc5-Smc6 complex; nucleus
Source: RefSeq, a predicted model, not a curated record
UUUGAUAAAAGAGAUUGGAAUUCAAAUUGAAAAAAAAAGAUACUAUAAAUUAGAUUUUCAUUAAAUAGAAUUGAAAUUUAAAGGGGUUCAUUCAGUAUCAGUGUUGUUGUUGUCGUUAGGGUUUAAAGAAUGGUGCGCAAAGACAACAACAACGAGGAGGAGGAGGAGGAGGAAGAGGAACAAGUUUCACGACGCGUGAAAAGAGAACGCCUCAGUGAAAACAACGCCGCCUCUGAUCAUCAGGACACCACCAGUCGUAGAAUCAUCCGCUCCGAGUUUCUCAAACUCAAGUCUAUCAUCAAUGAGAAAAAGGAUGAUUUAAUUAACAGUGAUUCUGACAAGUUCGAAUCAAUCCUCAACGAGUUCGACAAGUUACACGACCAAGUUAAGAAACCCCGAGAGCAAGUUGCUGAUGCCGAAGCUCUUCUCGAUCUCACACGCUCUUUGCUUGGAUCCGUUAAGUCUCUGGUCAACGAAGGAGUCACUCCUUCUCAGUUUGUUUCAUCUCUUCUCAAACAUUAUGCACACCCACCCAACGAUUCUAUUGACUGGCAAAAACUCGGCAUUUCUGUUUCUCCCAUUUUCCUCACGGUUCAUGGCUCUUCUACCAUGCUUGGUCCCAUGGAAAAUCAGUUGAAACAGCGCAAAACGGCAGUGCCUAGAAAGCGUGCUGCUCUUCCUUCAACUAUAACUGCUAGGCCUGAACAGCUUGAUGAGACUGAGGGAGGGGAAAAAACUGAUACUGACAAAAACAUGUCAAUCAUGUUUGACAUAUUAAGGAAUAAGAAAAAGGUCCAACUUGAACACAUGAUUUUGAACAGAGUUUCUUUUGCUCAGACAGUGGAAAACUUGUUUGCCCUCUCAUUCUUAGUCAAAGAUGGUCGUGCUGAAAUCAGUAUGGAUGAUAAGCGUUUACACUAUGUUUCACCUAAAAAUGCUCCUGCUGCCAAUUCUGUAAUGUCAAAAGAAGUUACUUAUACUCAUUUUGUCUUCAGAUAUGAUUACAACGAUUGGAAGAUAAUGAAGGAUAUUGUGCCUGAUGGCAAAGAGCUAAUGCCACAUAGGGGUCAAUACAGCACUGUGGCUAACCCUGAGGCAGAGAUGAAAGCUGACCAUUCCCCACCAGCUUUGGCUGUGACUCCUAUCAGGAAGCUAUCCCGGAACCGAGGGCGGGUUCUGCAGGAGGAAAGCAUUGUGGAAGAAACUCCUGAUUGUGACAAGGAAACUACUUCUAGAGCUGCUGCAAUCCGAAGGUGUAAACGUAAAAUCUAUUAAGAAAUUGCAUACAAGGUCCAGGUUUUUUGUUUUUUUGACUAACGGUAUGGAUCAACAUAGAAUGUACUUUAGUAUGUUUUGCUCAGCAUAUCAAACUGAGUUUUUCUUAUGUAUAGAUGAUGUAAAUAUUUGUAGAUCCUUUGAAUUACAAUGCUAUUUGAAGGCUGGUUUUAUUAUGCAAGUGCUUGUAAUGCAUUGUACAUCUCCCUUUUAUGGGUUUUUGGAAUGUUGCUUCAUUUGACAUCUCUUUUAA